Messenger RNA from Spodoptera litura, 4352 nucleotides. RefSeq names its product rhomboid-4 (gene rho-4). The record is from RefSeq and is a predicted model, not a curated record. Gene Ontology annotation, cellular component: membrane. NCBI's taxonomy places the organism in Eukaryota, Metazoa, Arthropoda, Insecta, Lepidoptera, Noctuidae. Gene Ontology annotation, molecular function: serine-type endopeptidase activity; calcium ion binding.
UUUCAGGUCAGUCGCUAACGGUAUCCUUGUGCUGGUUGUCGUCUUUAUUUGCGUUAAAUAAACACGAAUACAAUAAAGAUUAUCGCGAAAUAUCUAUCUUUUCCUACAAUCGCUAUCUUAUCAGGCAUUGUAAAGGAUAAAUCGAUCAUGCUCAAUCUCCAGUGUGCCUUAUUUAUGUCUGUGUUAUGAUGUGCUACUUAGCUUAAUUAUUUUACAUUUAUCGUUAUUUACUGUUGAUUUUUUGAGUGAAAAUGCCUUCCAGACAGAGAGAAACUACGGUUUCCAUGCCGCUGACACCAUCGCGGUCCGAUUUGUAUUGGCGCAGAAUUUUUGAAAAGUACGACAAAGAUAAAGAUGGACGAAUCUCCUACGUGGAGCUUAAAGAGAUCAUCAACUCGGUGGAAUACCAACAUGACCUGCCAGACAAUGUGGUGGACAAGAUCAUGGCUCUGGCCGACAGAGACAACUCAGGGUACCUAGACUUCAACGAAUUCGUGGCCAUGAUGCAGAACCCAGACUUGAAAGCAGUAUUUGGACACUUUGUAGCGAGAUAUGUGCACUCUAUCAUACCCCAUCGAGGACCAGUAGAUACUACAGGAACGUGGACAGGUUUCCGGCCAGUUACCAGAAGUGAUGGCGCCCAUAGCACGUCAAUCUUUACAUACUCAGACGGGACCUAUGAAGAAGAGUACAGCUGUUGGCCGCCCGCCAUCUGCAUGAUCCUCAUCUCCCUGGUGGAAAUCGUUCUGUUUUGCUACGAUGCUGCUCACGGACACACGCAAGGCGAUGGAACUAUCGCCAAGCUAUUCAUCUACAACCCACACAAGAGACAGGAGGCGUGGAGAUUUAUUACCUACAUGUUGGUCCAUGUCGGCGUGGUCCACCUCCUAGUCAAUCUUCUGGUGCAAUUGUUCCUCGGCGUCCCACUAGAGAUGGUGCAUCGAUGGUGGCGAGUGGUGCUGGUGUACCUGGCGGGCGUGGCCGCAGGGUCCCUGGCCACCAGCCUCACAGAUCCCAAGGUCUAUUUAGCUGGAGCUUCAGGAGGCGUGUAUGCGUUAAUCGCAGCUCAUAUCGCUACUAUUAUUAUGAACUGGUCGGAAAUGGAGUUUGCCAUCAUCCAGCUAUUGGUGUUCGUGUUAUUGGCGGCAGUAGACAUUGGUACCGCUGUGUAUGAUAGAUAUUGGCGGCAUCUAGACCAAAACAUUGGUUACGUUGCACAUUUAGCCGGAGCUGUUGCCGGUCUUCUAGUAGGCAUCGGUGUUCUUCGUAAUCUUGAAAAGAGGAAAUGGGAGAAGCGGCUCUGGUGGGCGGCAGUUCUCAUCUACUGUUCUCUAAUGGCCGCUGGCAUCCUAGCCAACAUCUUCUGGACUGAGAGAUUCCAGAAAAGUCAUUAAAUAAUAAUCUAAGUCUGAACCUAUCUUUAGGUACCUGAUUUUUACCGCAGGCUUCUUUUUGAGAACUUUUUUAGGUGAACAAUAGGCUUUUGAGACGCUUAUAUAAUACCUAGGGUUAAAAGAAGCCGAGCAGAAAGCCCCCAUUUUAUUCUGGCAACUUUGGAUUUGGCCCUAUAGUCAAGUCACUGUAGAAUCAGUAUACAUUGAUUUUCUAUAAACACCCUAACAAUAUGACACUGCGUGAUAAAUCGAGCUAUACCUACAAUUUACAAAUAGAGGUGCAUUUAGCUAAUUAUUUUAAAAGAAUAAUCUUCAUCAGUUUAUCAGUCAAGUCAGUACUAUUGGCAAGUCCCGCUUGUUAAGCUAAAAAUUACUCUUUUCCUAUCUUUACUCUUGUCGAAAUUUUAUUUUAUGAAUUAUGAAAUGUUGAAUUUGCUCUCUUUUCUUGUUCAAGAUGCAUUAUACGCAAAUGAAAUACUAUUUUUAAAAUCAUUUGAAGGUAACCCUAUUACAUAAUAGGGUUCACGGAUUCAUAACAUAAUUGUAAAUGUGUGUUACAUUCUAUGCCCAUCUCCCCUUUGGAGAUUAAAACGCAUGAGGUUAUGUUAUCUGCAUGAAAAAAAAAUAUGAGGUAGGAUUGUCAUUUAUGUGUCUUAAAAUGUAUUAUAAAAUGUACUAUUGUGGCCUAUAGGAUUAUUGCUAUUUUUCGAGCUUUCUUCUUACAAUUAAAAUGAGAUAGGCAUUGUAAAUUUUGAACUUAAAUGCCCCAUGUAUUUUAGCGUAAAAUAUUGAACAAGUUAGGUUAUUUUAUUAAUGUUCAUAAGGCCAUUUUGUGGCGUUUACUGUUUAUGGUAUUGCGACAAAAACGACGCGUUAUUGACGCUACGAUUAUGUAAAUGAAAUUGAGAAUUUAAAUUGAAAACGACAAAACAAUGGAAUUUUUGUGAACAAAUUUUUGUAUUAAAUAAAAGUAUUAAACAGUAAUACUAAGAUUUUCAAAAUUUGAAAAUAGGUUUAAUUACGAUUUUUUGAGAAUUUUACUAUACCACCUCUUUCGAAAACAUUUAGAAAUAUUCUAGUUUGACAGCAUAGACACAGAAAUAUAAUAUUACAAUAUUACUUGUAUUUUAAUAGCAUGCGCGUACGCACAAUGCCUUAUUAAUAGUAAUAAUACUUAAAUGUAUUUUUUAUAUAUAUUUUCUUCUUACCACAGCUUUUACUAGUACAAUAUACCUAAAAAUAAAUUCUAGCGGAAUAGGAAGUUAGUUUAAAUAUAGCCUAUAUUGUGUAGCUGUGCUGUGCCGUCCUGUCCGUUGCCAUGGAAACGAUGUUUGGAAUGUAAAUAAUUGUAUUAAUAGAAAUGCUUGCUGUAUUAUUAUGUAAAGAAACUAUCGUUAGCUAUUUCAAUGGUGCAUGUACAAGUGUGGCAUGUUGACUUCGAAUCUUGGCGCCAAUAUUGGCUUCUAUAUAAAAAGGAACGUAAAUAAAAGUAGAGCCUGAUAGAAUUUGCUAUAUUUUUUAAGAUAAAGACAGUUUUUUCUUGAAUAAAGUAUUUUUAUUCAAAUUGACAAGUCAAUUUCCUAUUUUAAGUAAAGGUUUCAGCAUAAGCAAUAUAAUAAUGUACACAGUCCAUGCGCACUCUGCAGAAAGAAAUAUUUUUAAUCUGUGGUCUGUAGCUGGCGGGAAAACGUGAAAGGAAAUGUCACGUGCCUUAUUUUAUGAAUGAAAAAGAAAAUGUAAAUAAUUACUACUUUCUAUGCAUUUACUGUCGAGUUUUUACGAUAUUUUUAUACACAAAUGUAAUUAAUACUUUUUUUGUAUAUUUCCUGAUGUUGGUCGUCUCGUGUUGUUUAUUGUUUUAGUAAUAAUUAAAUUACUUCGAGUUAAACUAUUAGCUGCUAGAUGUCCUGUAAUUUCGCCAUUAAAUUGUAUAAUUUAUGUUUGUUUUGUUAUGUACAGUGAUGUGUGAUUGUGAUAAUAUGUAUUUUAUUUACUCUUGAUUUGAAAUACGUGAUAACGCAACUUUUAGUUAAAAUUUCUAGGCUAAGGCAACUACCAAUGGCUUUAGUAGAAGAAAAUGCGAUACUAUUUGAUCUUGACUCAAGAUUCUUGAACCAUCUUUUGACAGCUACAGUAGCGCCAUCUAGACGGCGCAAAAACGACAGUCCUUAGAUUUGUUUUUUAGAUUGCUGUUUACAACGCAAGUGAUUUAAAAACAACCAGUGAUUUUAACUAUUUUAUCAUUCAUAUUUAAAAACUCACUAAUCCUACUAAAAGUGUAAAUAAUAAAUAACAGUAAAAUAGUUUUCAAGUCAAGAGUUGUAUUGUGUUCAAGUUAGUUUUUAUGUUGUAUUUAUUUUAAGAGUAAAACGUUAUAUUUUACACAAUAGAUAAAUAAAAGUUUCGAUGAUGAUAAUAGUUUUAAAAACAAUUUAAAUAGUUCUAAAUUUUCAAAUUGCCGUUUUAUUACGACAUUCUUGAUAAGAUAAGAUGAUGUUUUUUUAAAGGAUACUUUUGAUGCAGCCCAUUACUUAAAGCUUUAAUAUGCCUACUUUGACUUCUCGAAUUAGAAAUGGAUUAAUAAUAUACAAAAUUUCUAUUUUGUUGUCAAUAUUUAACAGUAGAGAUGGAACUACCCCUACUUUCUUACUUAGUAAUAUUGUAAAUGCGAAAUUGUUUAUUUGUUUGUCAUAUAUUUAAAUCUUAAGAGACCGAAGAAACCGCGGGCGAAAAGUUAGCACAGAAUAACCCAAAAAUACGCGCAAAGUACAGUACCUACAUAGCUUGAGAUUACAAAUAUAAUAAUUAUAUUUUUGCAGAGUUUAUGCCUAAGUGAAUUUGUUAGAAUAAGUUCCUAUGUUAUUCUAGAUGAAACUGCUGUUUUAUUGCACAAAUCAUUUGUUGUAUGAUUUAGAUUUAACUGAAAAAGAAAGAAAUAAUAAACUGCAUUAUUUUUUA